AGGUCAGAGGCUUGAGUGUAACACGGAGAGCAUAUCAUGUUGAAGAUGAGCCGGUGGCAGCGACAGAGCCAAAGUCAGAGCUGGAACCUGCGGAGAGAGUGUUCCAGGAGAAAGUGUAUCUUCAUACAUCACCACACUUGAAAGCAGAACCUAAUCCAACCACAGAGAUGGCAGCCGAAUCAUUGCCUUUCUCCUUCGGGGCAGUGUCCAACUGGGAGCUGGAAGCUUGGUAUGAAGACCUGCAGGAAGUCCUGUCCUCAGAUGAAAAUGGGGGGAAGUAUAUCUUACCCGCUGGAAACGAAGAGGAAGACUCAAAAACAUUCACCACUCUUGACCCUGCAUCUCUUGCUUGGCUGACUGAGGAGCCAGGGCCAGCAGAGGUCACAAGUACCUCUCAGAGCCCUCGGUCUCCGGAGUCCAGUCGGAGCUCCCUCGCUCAGGAAGAGGAGGAAGAAGAGCAAGGGAGACCCAGGAAACGGAAGCAGAGUGGCCAGGGGCCAGCCCGGGCUGCAAAGCAGCGUGUGAAGGAAAAGGAACAGGAGAACGAAAGGAAAGUGGCACAGCUCACAGAAGAGAACGAACGGCUCAAGCGGGAAAUUGAGUGCCUGACCAGGGAAGUAGAGGCCACGCGCCGAGCUCUGAUUGACCGAAUGGUUAAUCUACACCAAGCGUGAGCAGAUGGGGCCAUCACUCUGCAGCUCUGGCUGCCACCUACCUUUCCCAGAAGUGGCCACUGACCAUCUGCACACCUGUGCCAGUAAUGGGACCCUCAAAUGCUUGGGGUAGACAGAAGGCCAGGUCCCAGCGUGUAUAUAGAGGUUGUACAUUUAUUUAUUACUGUCCACAUCAUUAAAGUGACUUGUGACUAUGAA
Molecule: messenger RNA, 872 nt
Organism: Chinchilla lanigera (long-tailed chinchilla)
Lineage: Eukaryota; Metazoa; Chordata; Mammalia; Rodentia; Chinchillidae
Gene: Ddit3
Product: DNA-damage-inducible transcript 3
Exons: 4
Coding region: 168-674 (168 amino acids)
Biological process (GO): negative regulation of transcription by RNA polymerase II; intrinsic apoptotic signaling pathway in response to endoplasmic reticulum stress; ER overload response
Cellular component (GO): CHOP-ATF4 complex; CHOP-ATF3 complex; CHOP-C/EBP complex
Molecular function (GO): transcription factor binding; protein heterodimerization activity; RNA polymerase II cis-regulatory region sequence-specific DNA binding
Source: RefSeq, a predicted model, not a curated record